This is a messenger RNA of Ictalurus punctatus (channel catfish), 5320 nucleotides long. RefSeq lists its product as uncharacterized. Gene Ontology annotation, molecular function: protein binding. The record is from RefSeq and is a predicted model, not a curated record. Lineage: Eukaryota; Metazoa; Chordata; Actinopteri; Siluriformes; Ictaluridae. The transcript has 7 exons. Gene Ontology annotation, biological process: positive regulation of transcription elongation by RNA polymerase II. Bases 283 to 4512 code for a protein of 1409 amino acids.
UAUUUCGCACGUAGCUAACAAUGGCGUCAAUGACGUCAGCGCGUGUUUGUAGCUCAUCUCGCUCGUGCGAAACUAACAACACAAACAACACAAGAAAGGAAAGAAGUGAGGGUAAUGUCACUGAAUAAAUUUCUGGGUUAUUGGCUAACUAGUAGGACAAAAUGCUGAACGAUUUAGUUGUCUAGUUAGUGAAAUAGUUACUAUUAGCGACCGCCUGUAAAAUGAACCAGUUAUCUUUCUGAAUGAAGGCAGGAAACAGAAACCUUUAAUCUGUUAUCAAGGAUGUGGAGGUACAAGCAGCCUGACUUUGCCCUGCAUCUCCUUUGUGAACUGCAGAAACAGCAGCAAUGCAGCCUGCACUGUGAUACACUUCUGCAGACAGAGGGUGUCUCUAUUCCUGCCCAUAGCUGUGUGUUGUCUGCCCUCAGCCCAGUUUUUUAUAGAGCCUUUGCCAAUGCUCCUUCACUUCCAGUGGGCCAGAGUAGACUAGUACAGCUGGAAGCAGUAGGGGCUCAUGCCCUGAUGAAGCUGGUUGGGUUCAUAUACUCAGGUGAGAUGGGGGGAGAAAGCUUGGAUGAACAGCAGCAAGUGAUUGACAUUGCUUACAGGCUGGGAUUCAGUAACUUUAUGGAAGGGAAGCAAAAACAGGUGAACUGGCAUCAGAAUAAAAGUGCAAGUUGGAGGGAGAUUGGACUGCAGACAGAAGAGACAGGAGGGAGAAGGAAAGAUGCAAGCAUACAGAUCCUGUCCAGAAAACAGAACUUUUCUCAUUCAGGCACUCUGACAGACAGCACUGAAGCUCACUUUGCAGACACAUCAGAGCCAGAGAUGUCUAUAGACCUGCCUGAUGAAUUAACUGAUGUACCUAGUGAAUAUAACAGCAUUUCUCCAGAUGCUGGUCUUCCCUGGAUAGAUGAGCUUGUUGCUCACUCUGUGUCGAACAGCAGGUUGGUUAGAGUGCACGCCAAACGUCAGCAAAGUCAAAAGCAGAAGAAAAGAGCAAAAAUUUCAAAGAAGGGAGACACACAGAUCUCACUGAAGAUUAAACUCAAGAGGCAGAGGAGUGGGGCAUUGUGGGAGAUUGCUAGUGUCCAAGAGGAGAGUGCAGUUGAUGGAUCAAAAACUUGUGGAUCUUCUGAUGACCCACCAACGACGCACAGUCUUGCUGAGACCCAUAAGGGCUCUGUAGAAGUCCAGCUGAGCCCCUGCUGUCAGAAUCUUGAAACUGUCACGCUCACACCUUCCUCAGAGCUGACCACGCCUCCUCCUGCUACACCCACUAGGCCCCCUUCAGAGCACUUUUGUCACCAUACCACUGAUCCCGUUCCUCUCUCUGCCCCUUUACAAAUGCCACCUCCAUCACCUGGUUUGUCACAGCCCGAGGAGUCCGAUGAACAUAUUGCAAAGCUGUUAGAGACGGUCACAGUGGGUUUAAACAUCUUGCCCUCGGUCACAGCGGAGGGGAACAGCAGCAUGCAUGCGCAGCUGGAUCAAAAAUCGGAGAAGUGUGCAGCUGUAGCUAAUUCACCAGCUUCAUAUCUUUGUUUGCUUGGCCAUAAUCUAGGAGCUAUGGGAUCUGGAACAACAUCAGGCACUUCUGAACAAAGAGAAGCAGGGUCUGUGGACCUAUCUAAUUGCAAAAAAUGGGAUCUAGAGAAUGUUGCCUCAGUAGCAAGUUGCCCAACAUCAUUUUCCUAUACCUCUCCAUGUAUGACACAAAAGAUAAAUAUUGAUUCAUCAUUUACAAAGCCAUGCCCCGAAACAAACAUUGUGCCAUCUAAACGUACUUUUAUUACCGAAGGUCUUGAGCAUCAAAAUGUAGUUGAGUUGAAGACUGUAUAUAAUCAUUUCAUUUUGGGGGCAGAUACUUCUGCACAGUCAGGGAAGCAGACUGUGAGUGAUGCCAGUGAAGAUGCCUGUGAUCUACCAACUCAAAUCCCAAGAAGUAAUGCAGCACAGGAUGAUCCCACACCAGUAGGAAAACAGUGUCCAGACCAGCUUCAUGUAACAGAUAAGGUGUCAGUCUGGCAAUCAUUAGAUGUUGGUCAAGCCCCCAAUUCUGAUAAUUGGGCUGAUUUCAGUGAGAUGAGGCUCCCAAGAUGUCUUUCACCUCUUAUGUCAGACGCAGACGAAACAACUGGUAUUUCUCCACAAGAUCCUUUAGGACCACUGGAAUUUUCUUCAUGCCUUUCUGCAUCACAUGUCAACCUCCAGCCCGCAUUGAGAUACACGUCGUCUCCAAUUCAACCACAAGCACUUCCUGGCAAAACUAUCCAACAGAAUCCAUCAUGUACUACUCUACAUGUAAAUGAGAUACAUUGUUCAGUGGUAGGGAAGAACUCAUGCCCUUUAAGAUCAAAUAGAGAUCACAAUGGAGAGGCCAGUGAGUGUAAAUCAAAUGAGAAAAAGACAAAAAUGCCAGAUUUUGAGAACAAACUGCUUAAGGGGACAGAAGACAGCAUACUGAACAGAAAGAUGAAUGACUCAGUAGUCAGAGGAAUAUCUACAGCAAGGAACAUUGUUGAAACUGUUAAUGAGCCUUGCAGAAAAAAAGCAAAGAUGGCUGGUUACCCAAAUGGAGUUGAUACACAAAUAGUGAAUCCCUACAGUGUGAAGAUAAAGAAUAUAAGACCAGUUGAUAACAUGCAAGACAUUCGCAGCCCUGUAACCGCUGAGAAAAUGGAUUGCCUGAAGGCUGCCAAGACAGGGAAAACAGUGUCAGAAGAUCUGAAAUCUCCAGAGAACCUGGCACUCUGCCAGAUAGGUCAGCCUUUCAAGUGUAAAGGUCAAGGGAAAUGCCAAAAAGAUGCUUGGGAUACAAAACAAUCUGCCUCUUUGGUGGCAAAACAUGGAUGUGGGAGGCCCCUUCAAAAAAGAACAUGCACUAAAGCCCUAAUGGGAAACUUAAGCAAAAUAAGUAAACUUAACAGUUCAUCUGCAGUCCUUAAUGAUUCACCGUCUCCCAGCCAUCAUGACUUACAGUUAACACAAAUGAACAAGGAGCGUGUACCAAAACAUGAGAGUGGGAGGGCCACUAAAGUACAACAACGUCCUUUAAAGGAUUUAAUCAACGAAUGUGAAAAGAGUAAAGUACCAGUAACAGAACUGGAAAAUCCCUUCGUAGAACCUAAAAAAGUCUUUUCAGAUGUGAACCUGAACAGAGAAGAAAACAACCGGACCAAAAGGUAUGCUAGCCUCGCUAUGAAAACGAGUUUUUGUGAUAAGAUUUUCCAUCAGAGUGUUUUCAGUCUAGACACCACUGUCACUCAUCAAUUAAGAUCGAUUUUGCAGAAAACUGAUGGAAAAAUUAGGACUAGUCUACUUCCAAGUCUCCUCUUUAAGAGGCACAGAGAACCUCCAGAGCCUGAUCACAUGAGUACCAAGUUAAUGACGGACAACAAAAAACAGGAAAAGAGAAAUACAACUGAAGAGAUUGCGAUAGAGAGAGGUGUACCAGGGACGGAUAAACCUGAUGAAGUUGUAGACAAGAGAGUGGAUUCAAAAAAACAAGUUGAAAGUUCAUCCAAAAAUGUGAAAAGAUGUUUGGCGAAUGUAAACUUUGUAAAAGAAGCUAAGAUUACUCUGAAUACUGGUUUAUCCAUUCAUGAGGCUGUUGAUCUGAAUGCUGCUUCUCAUUUGUGUACAGUUCCACCAGCAACGGAUUUUAACAUACAUUUUGGGGUGGAAACUAACAUGCAGCAUGAAUCAACUACAACAUUACUCCAACGUUUUACACCUGAAAACAUGAUGGAGAAUCCAACAACAGAUGAACACGUUAUAGAAAGUCUUUCUAAUGAGCCAACAGAAGUAAACUUAAUCAAGACCAAAGAGCUACAUCUUGAAGGGACUGUGAGCACUCAAAUUGUUAAUCUGGAAAGACAAGAAGAUUGUAACAAGGAGAAAGUAAAGAAGAAUGCAAUAAAGAAAACAGAUCAUAUAGAAAUCAGUAGAAUUAAUGAAUCUGAAGCUGGGAUAAGUGAUAUUGAGGUGGAUGUGAUGGAUAAGAGUGCUCAGCUUGCUACAGGUCAUGGAGAUGAAGUAGUUGCUACAAGGGCAAACACUGAUAAUGUUGAUGUAGAGGAAAACCAAUUGUCUGUUGAGGUGACUAAUGAUGCAGAAGCACUUGCUCACGAGGAAGAAUUCAGUGGACAGCAGGUUCUAAGGACUGAAGCGGAAGUCAUGCCACCAGAUGAAGCUACAGUUGAGAUUACUUCAGAAAUGAUAAAUACUGAAGCAUCCUCUAUUCAACGUGGAGAGGAGUCUGACCUCAGCAGCUCCUCAGUCACUACCUUAGGUACAUCAGCAGUGUUUCUGCCUGAUGUGAGCACUGAGUCAGCAGAGGACUGCAGCAGUACUGAAGAGGAGCUUGUUGUGGAUGACAUAUCUGACGCUUCUGUUCAGCCAUUCACUGUAGUUGGUACUGAGUGCAACACUAUUCAGGAAGAUGAGGAAGAAGUAAGAGGCAUGGAGGAGGAAGAAGAGGUUGAUGUGACUGGAGAGGAAUCCAAUUGAACUUUUCUUACACUUUGCAAGCAUCAAAAUCUUUUCCUAAAUGUUUUACUCAGUUUACCAAAAAAGAUUAGCACUUGUAAAUUUCUGUUUAUUUUUUCAGGUAUUUUUGUUAUUGUUAAGAUUAUUUAUAUUUAUUUAAAAGCGUAAUUUAUGCAGAUAGGUGCUGACAAGUGCUUUAGUUGGAUUAAUUCAUUUGUGUGCAUUUUUUUCCUGCACUAAAAAAAGACCAAUAACUGUACAUUAUUUUUGUUUGUCUCUUGUUUAGGUAAUUAAGUAAAGCCUACAGUUUGCGGAAAAGAUAUUUCUCAUAUUGAAUGAGCAAUCAUUAUUUUAGAUUAUUAAGGCGCAGCAGUGCAGUGGGUCCAUGGUCUUGGUUUCAAUCCUGAGUUUAGUUAUUGUCUACAUGGUAUUUUGCACAUUCUCCCUGUGUGUUUGUGGGUUUCCUCUGGGUUCUCAGAUUUCCUCCUGCUGUCAUUACUUUGUUUGGCUACACUGGUCUAGCUACACCCCUAUGUGUGAAUGAGUGUGUUGAUGUGUGUGAGUGGUUCCCUGUGAAGGACUGGUGUCCAAUCCACUGGGAAAAUCUCCUGCCUUGUGCCCAGUGUUAUCAGGAUAGACUCUGAAUCCACCUUGACCGUGACCAGGAUAAAGCAGUUCCUAAAGAUGAAUUUAUUGAGUAUAUUAUAUAAAAUGUAUUAAAAUUACAUCAGCCUACUUUACAUGGAGACCUUACACUAUGGAAGUCACAGGGUGGCACCUGCCUGCCCUUGGGCAAAAUUAUAUCAAUGUGUCAUAUCACUUUUAAAGG